AUGGACUUGGACUUUGACCCCGCAACAAUAACCCUAGCAACAUUCAACACCCUUCUCGGCGCAUUCGAGACCACAGUGCGCCAAAUAGCUCGCACCAAGGCACUGCUCAAGUCAAAAUCGAAAUUGAAAUCGGCAUCCAAUGUGAAGAAGAUGAUGAAACAAACUGGGAAACGAGCCGCGCUAUCGGCGAAGGAUGCCGAAGAGGCACAGUAUGAGCAUGCAGAGGACCUUGACCUUGUCGACGCCCAGGUGCGCGAUUUCCUGGAACUGGACGAAUGGCGAUAUAAGGCACUUCCGGACGUCGUUGAGAAGCGACGUGGGGGGAAGGAUGAAGGGGAGGGGGAGGGCUAUCUCUCUAAGGACGAGCUUAUCCGGUUAACUGAGUGGAAGCUGAAACACGGCGUCUACCGCCCAACGCUCCUAGGCAUGGUCCGGCAAAACCAAGACAAAACGGUCUCGCGUGCUACAGCGAGCGCAUUCUCAUCUUUAUCGUCACUAGCUGGAAGCAUUGAGACCGUUGAGACGGCCCUCUCAACACUCACCACCCCGCUUCGUGGCGUAGGUCCCGCAACGGCAUCACUGAUUCUAUCUACUGCUUCCAAGGACGUUCCCUUCUACAGUGAUGAUGUGUUUCUCUGGCUUUGCGUUGGUGUUUACCCUUUCCACUCCUCGUCAACUAAAACGAGUAAAGAGGUUAAGCCGAAUGGGGAGCUGAAUGCCAAGUAUAAUGUUGCUGAGUAUCGGCGGUUGUGGGAGGGGGUGCAGGGAUUGAGGGAGAGGUUGAAUGAGGGCGUUGAGAAGGGAAAAGAGGUUUCUUGCAGCGAUGUCGAGAGGGUCGCGUUGGUGGUCAGGCGUUUUGGGCAAUCCGGGCUGGGGAUCCUUCAGGAUGAUGAGGCAGGGGAGCAAGAUGAUGAAAAGGAAGAUCCAAAGGAGAGUGGUGGCUCUGGUGAUGGGAGGCGGAAGAGGAGGAGAAUAUGA
This is a messenger RNA of Aspergillus mulundensis, 978 nucleotides long. RefSeq lists its product as uncharacterized. NCBI's taxonomy places the organism in Eukaryota, Fungi, Ascomycota, Eurotiomycetes, Eurotiales, Aspergillaceae. Bases 1 to 978 code for a protein of 325 amino acids. The record is from RefSeq and is a predicted model, not a curated record. The transcript is spliced from 2 exons.